Molecule: messenger RNA, 2648 nt
Organism: Ochotona curzoniae (black-lipped pika)
Lineage: Eukaryota; Metazoa; Chordata; Mammalia; Lagomorpha; Ochotonidae
Gene: ABLIM2
Product: actin binding LIM protein family member 2
Exons: 21
Coding region: 238-2187 (649 amino acids)
Biological process (GO): cytoskeleton organization; lamellipodium assembly
Cellular component (GO): actin cytoskeleton
Molecular function (GO): actin filament binding
Source: RefSeq, a predicted model, not a curated record
AGUGGGUGCCUUUGUUCAGCUUCUGUUCUGGGUGUCUGGUGGCAGGUGCAGCCUUGCUGCGUGGGGCACGCUGCAAUCUAUUUCGGUAUUACCGGGAAGCCUGUGCCCAGGCCCGCCCCGGCCAGGGGCUGUGGCGGCCACCGCGUGACCCUGGGCAUGUCCUGAAGCUCUGCCACUUGUACAGCUGGGCCUGGCCCAGAGCGGGAGCUGGGGACCUUGUGGAAGAGGCUGCUACCCAUGGGGACGCCCGGGGGAGGGACAGUGUCCGAGCCCCCGGCUGCACACAGCCCCCCGGAGAAGCCGCCCAGCUCGGCCAUCCUGUGCAGCACGUGUGGGAGCGUGUGCAAGGGCGAGGUGCUGCGUGUGCAGAGCCGCUACUUUCACAUCAAGUGCUUCGUCUGCAAAGCAUGCGGCUGCGACCUGGCUGAGGGCGGCUUCUUCGUGCGCCAGGGAGAGUACAUCUGCAGACUUGAUUACCAGCGCCUCUAUGGAACCCGCUGCUUCCGCUGCGACCAGUUCAUCGAAGGCGAGGUGGUGUCGGCGCUGGGCAAGACUUACCACCCCGACUGCUUCGUCUGUGCUGUGUGCAGGCUGCCCUUCCCACCCGGGGACCGUGUGACCUUCAACGGCAAGGAAUGCGUGUGCCAGAAGUGUUCCCUGCCCACGUUAGGGGGUGGCAGCGUGCACUCCACCCAGGGCCUCCGCAGUUGUGGGGGCUGCGGGGUGGAGAUCAAAAACGGCCAGGCCCUGGUGGCCUUGGACAAACACUGGCAUCUGGGCUGUUUCAAAUGCAAGACCUGCGGGAAGCUCCUGACGGCUGAAUACAUCAGCAAGGACGGGCUGCCCUACUGCGAAGCUGACUACCAUGGCGAGUUCGGCAUCCGCUGCGACGGCUGCGAGAAGUACAUCACAGGCCGUGUGCUGGAGGCAGGAGAGAAGCACUACCACCCUGCGUGUGCGCUAUGUGUCAGGUGCGGCCAGAUGUUCGCGGAGGGCGAGGAGAUGUAUCUGCAAGGUUCCUCCAUCUGGCAUCCGGCGUGCCGACAGGCAGCCAGGACUGAGGACAAGAACAAGGAGACCAGAACCUCAUCGGAAAGCAUCAUUUCUGUCCCAGCCUCCAGCACCUCGGGGUCUCCGAGCCGUGUGAUUUAUGCAAAGCUUGGCGAUGAGAUCCUGGACUACAGGGACUUGGCCGCACUCCCCAAAAACAAAGCCAUCUACAACAUCGACCGUCCCGACCUCAUCUCCUACUCACCUUACAUCAGCCACUCCUCGGCAGACAGGCAGAGCUACGGCGAGGGGGACCAGGAUGACAGGUCCUACAAGCAGGGCCGGCCCUCCAGCCCCAGCUCCACCGGCUCGGUCAGCCUGGGUCGCUGCACCCCAACCUCGCGCUCACCACAGCACUACAGUGGUCCAGCUGGUACUGUGAGUGUGGGUACCAGCAGCUGCCUCUCCCUGUCCCAACACCCAAGCCCUACCUCCGUGUUCCGACAUCAUUACAUCCCCUACUUCCGAGGCAGUGAAAGUGGCCGGAGUACGCCCAGCCUCUCGAUGCUGUCCGACAGCAGGCCCCCCUCCUCCACCUACCAGCAGGCGCCACGCCACUUCCACAUCCCAGACUCUGGCAUGAGAGAUAACAUCUAUAGGAGGCCCCCCAUCUACAAGCAGCAUGCCUCAAGGCACUGGGAUGGGGAGGACGGCAGCUUUGACCAGGACAGCAGGAAGAAGACCAGCUGGCUGCUGCUCAAGGGAGACUCGGACACGAGAACCAACUCACCGGACCUGGACAGCCAGUCCUUGUCCCACGGCAGCGGCCCUGAGCGAGAGCCCAUCCCGAGGAUGCCCGGGGACCAUUUCUGCUCACGUUUCGCCUAUUCCAAAUCUGACUGUCUCCCAGGAGAUGGAAGGAAUGGCUUGGACCAGAGGAAUGCCAAUCUGGCCCCUUGUGGAGCAGACCUGGAUUCCAGCUGGGGCACACGAGAGUACAAGGUCUACCCUUAUGACGCCCUCAUCGUCACCAACCGAAUCCGCGUGAAGCUGCCCAAGGACGUGGACCGGACGAGACUGGAGAGACACCUGUCGCCUGAGCAGUUCCAGGAGGUGUUUGGCAUGAAUGCCGAGGAGUUUGAGCGCCUGGCGCUGUGGAAGAGGAAUGACCUCAAGAAGAAGGCCCUGCUCUUCUGACGGCCCUGCUGGGUGUGCCACGUACAAACCAAGCUCUGGGCAGGCCUCUCCUGCACCCAUGUCAGUGGGGGUGGGCAGCGGGCGCCCGAGGGAAGCUGUGCCAGGGCCUUGGUCUAUAGGAGGUCUCCCAGCAGGUGCAGUGAUGCGCGUUCCCACCGUAGUUUAGGGCUGCCACCCCUCGCUUGCCGCCACCCCUCCCCUGCCAUGGCUUAUGGCCAGGGAGGAGUUUGGGCAGACCUUUGCCAGUAUCCUCAGAGUCGCCCAGGCCCCGGAGACAGAGACAGCAGGGAUGGCGCUGUGGCAGUCUCCCGUGGGUAGGUAGGUGGCUGGGCAACUGCUGCUGCCAGCUGGGUCUGGGCUGGUCUCUAAGGAUGGCUUCUGCCCCAGCAGUGCCCUUCAUGCGCUGUGUCCUUCCUCCAACUCACCCACUAGCUGCCUAAACAUUGUCUUUACACAACACA